AUGAGUGGUGAGAUGAUUGAAAGUGCUAUAAGGAGCAGGAGGAUUGAUGUUAGAGAGAACAACAGAAGGUUCAUUAAGAUGGGUGUUGUCAAGAUAGAUGAUUCAUCAGGCACGAAAAAUCCAUUACCCAAUCAUACUGAUGCUGGGGUAAACAUGAUGGGUGAAAGUAUGGGGAGAAAAGUCAAAAAAGUAUUGCUGAGAUGUGAGGAAUUUAGAGCUCUGGUUCAGAGCUUGAUGGAUAAUAGAGAAGUAGAGUUUUUUGAAGAGGUGGAAGGAAAAGGAAGUGUAUGUGCGUCAGAGUUAGCGACGAGGAUUCCGAUGGUUAAUCAUCCUGUGAUCAUCAUAUCAAACUCUAGGGUUAAUGAGGUUAGGGCACAGGUGAUGCCGAAGAUUGUAAUUCAGAAGUCGACAAAGUUUUCAUACAAGGAUAGUAAGAAGGUCCCCUGGAAUUAUGAGUGCGAUGUAACAGUCUCAGGAAAGGAAGCUUUAGUCAGUGUUCCAAAAGAAAACCAAAAGACAGGUUCUUAUGCAAAUGAUGAGAUGUACCGCAGUCGGAUAAAUGCCCAAGCAGAGUCAGCGGAGGGAGAAGUUCUUACGGCGGAGCAAAAGGAACAGAGGCCAUUUAUUAAUGAGCUAAUAAAUGAGGAAGAAGCUAUUGAAUUCUUAAGAUUUUUGAAGCACAGUGAGUAUAGCAUGAUAGAGCAGCUGCAUAAACAGCCAACUCGUAUAUCUGUGUUGGCCUUGCUCAUGAGUUCAGAGGUGCAUCGACAUGCGCUGAUGAAGGCCUUAAAUGAAGCAUACGUGGCAAGUGAUAUUUCUGUCAACCAAUUGGAUCGGUUGGUCAACAAUAUAAGCGCUGAUAAUUUUAUCUUCUUCAACGAUGACGAAAUACCAUCUAGAGGUAUAGGGUCCACUAAAGCUCUGCACAUUACUGGUCGGUGUAAAGGAAGUAUAGUGUCAGGAGUUUUAAUUGAUAAUGGAUCUGCAUUGAAUGUACUGCCCUUAUCUACUCUCAAUAGACUACCUGUGGAUAGCUCACAUAUGAAAACGUGUCAAAAUGUGGUGAGGGCAUUCGAUAGAACGGAAAGGAAGGUUUUGGGGAGGAUUGAGAUACCGUUGCAGACUGGCCCAAAUACUUAUGAAGUGGAUUUCAUUAAGUUGAAGUUAGUGACAAAGGGACGAUUAGUGACCAUAAAUGCUGAGGAGGGUAUUAUUGCGUCAAUAACCAGUAAUGCACCGUACAUGGAAACAGAUGAGGAGGUAGUGGAAUGCCCUUUCCGAACCUUAGAGUUUGUGAAUGCAACAUUUAAUGCCGAGGAGAGUAGAAUUCCAGAGCCGAAUAUAUUCUAG
Gossypium raimondii (Peruvian cotton) is the source of this 1350-nucleotide messenger RNA. RefSeq lists its product as uncharacterized. The transcript has 4 exons. Bases 1 to 1350 code for a protein of 449 amino acids. The record is from RefSeq and is a predicted model, not a curated record. Lineage: Eukaryota; Viridiplantae; Streptophyta; Magnoliopsida; Malvales; Malvaceae.